CAUGAUCAAGGAGGUAGUGUUUUUUCUGUUGGUGCCGUGGACCAUGAUAAGAACCCCCUGGUCCAACCCACCCCCAAGCUCUCCUUCACUCAGAUUGGGCACAUCUUUGUGGUCAGGUUCUGACACCUCAUGGCCUCAUCUUAUAUAAUUUACAACAUGAGGGGCCAAAGCCUCACACUGUACUUUCCUGGAGGACUGCUAGCACAUUCAUUUUCACAAGUAAUUGAUGAAAGAGCACUAUGGAGCACGGUACCCUUCAUCCCAUGUUCCAAAAACAUGCAUGUGAGGUUAAAUGAAGACUUUAGCUCACAGGUGUCAAACUCAAGGCCCGAGGGCCAGAUCUGGCCCGCCACAUCAUUAUAUGUGGCCCACGAAAGCAAAUCAUUGCGUAGCACCAUGACGGAGUUUUGGAAGGAGCACUCCAAGGAGGCCACAGUGCAGGAGAUGAUGCUGGACUCAUGUGCCAUUGAGCUGACUCAGCAGGAACUGCCCGAGAUUCUGUCUAUGCUGCCCACUCUGGCUGGAUGUCAAGUGCUGGAACUAGGGGCCGGCAUUGGUCGAUACACCAGCCAUCUGCUGAAACAGGCGGACCACGUGACCGCCGUGGAUUUCAUGGGGAGCUUCGUGGAGAAGAACAGGCAGAGCAACGGGCACCACAAAAACGUUACCUUCAUCCAAGCUGAUGUCACAAAGCUGGAAUUCCCUCCAAACAGUGUUGACUUUAUCUUCUCUAACUGGCUGCUGAUGUACUUCAGUGAUGACGAGCUGCAGUUGUUGUUAAAGAAAAUGCUGAGGUGGUUGCGGCCCACUGGCUCGCUCUUCUUCAGAGAAUCAUGUAACCACCGCUCAGGUGACUGUAAAAGGGAGUUCAACCCCACAUGUUACCGCACUGAGGCCCAGUACAAUCACCUGACCGCAUCAGUCCAAGUGGAGGAUGAACAAUCGGGUCAGAGGUUUGGUUUUGACAUCGUGCUCAAGAAGAGGGUCAAAACAUAUAUUGAGUUGAAGAACAACCCAAAUCAGAUGUGCUGGUUGUUGGAAAAGGUUGCACGUUCAUCAGACGCAAAGGAGACGUUCAGCACCUUCCAGAUGUUCCUGGACAACAAGCAGUACACCAGGCGUGGCAUCCUGCGCUAUGAGAAGAUGUUCGGGUCGGGUUAUGUCAGCACAGGCGGGCCCAGCACCACCAAGGAAUUUGUUGAUCUGCUAAACUUGCAACCUGGCCAGAAGGUUCUGGAUGUUGGCUGUGGUAUCGGUGGAGGUGACUUCUACAUGGCAAAGGCAUUCGGAGUGGAGGUGCUUGGCUUGGACCUCUCAGAGAACAUGGUGGACAUUGCUAUAGAGAGGGCACUCGCUGAGAGGCUGCCAUUGGUCGAAUUUGAAGUUGCCGAUGCCACAAAGAGAACGUUUCCAGAGGGUUCGUUUGACGUCAUCUAUAGCAGAGACACAAUCCUCCACAUUGCAGACAAGCUCGCUCUCUUCAAACGUUUCCAUUCAUGGUUAAAGCCUGGGGGCCAGCUACUUAUCAGUGACUACUGUUGCGGGGAGAAGCCAUGGACCCCCCAAUUUGAGGCUUAUGUCACGCAGCGGGGCUACAUCCUCUAUACACCACCACAGUAUGGAAAGCUUCCAGACGCUGUGGGCGUGUCGCUGAGAGCUCUGAAAAUCAAAUCCACAGAGGCUACUUCCUUCUCUCAUGGCUCUUAGCAGAAUUUCCAGCGACGGAGAUAGCACACGCUUUCACCGGCUGCAGAGAAUCAGCCUCUCAGCUGGCAUAAUGACCAUAAACUGCGCCGCCAGGACAAUUUUCCAUCCAUCCAUUUUCUACCGCUUAUCCCAGGUCGGGUCACGGGGGCAGUAGCUUUAGCAGUGACGCCCAGACUUCCCUCACCCCAGCCACUUCAUCCAGCUCUUCCGGGGGUAUCCCGAGGCGUCUCCUCCCGCUGGGACGUGCCCGGAACACCUCACCAGGGAGGCCUCCGUGAGGCAUCCGAAUCAGAUGCCCGAGCCACCUCAUCUGGCUCCUCUCAAUGCGGAGGAGCAGCGGCUCAACUCUGAGCUCCUCCCGGAUGACACCCUAUCUCUAAGGGAGAGCCUGGACACCCUGUGGAUGAAACUAAUUUCGGCCGCUUGUAUCCGGGAUCUCGUUCUUUCGGUCACGACCCACAGCUCGUGACCAUAGGUGAGGGUAGGAAUGUAGAUCAACCGGCAAAUCGAGAGCUUCGCCUUUCGGCUUAGCUCCUUCUUUACCAUAAGGGACCGAUGCAAAAUCCGCAUCACUGCAGACGAUGCACCGAUCCGCCUGCAGCGUCUGCAAGACAAUUUUCCCUCCAUUGAAAUUCAACGGGACAACGCGCUCGUGGGGCCGCUUCAGAGUGUGCGGCCACAGCGCGCAACGCGCACCGGUCCCCGCUGAUGCAUUUUUCUUCCCUCCUCAUUCCCGCAACAUGCGGUUGAGCAACUGUAAAGCUGACGGCCGUAAUGCUGUUUCACUGGACCUCCAGCGGCUUCUCUUACCACAUUCGGGCUGGCAAAGGGCCGUGGGGCGGCAGAUCUCAUCCAGUUCAGAUUUCGUCCGGCCGCUACCUCGCAACCCAACUCGUGGUGGCAGUCGGCAAAACACAUAGUCCAAAUAACACAAAAGACAUUACACUUCAGGGAAGAUGUAUUUUUGCACGCUAUACUGGUAGAACUGGGUGAAGUUAUUCACAAACAAGGAAAUGCAUUUCCACCAAGUGGCCGCUGCAUGAAAUUUGCCGCAUUUGGUGUUAAUCUCGUGGGGAGUGCAUUCUUAUGACAUCACAAGGAUACUUUUUAGCCCCACUCACGAAAUCAGGAAACUUUAGAAGGUGAAAAAGAGUUUUAAACCAUAUCUCAACAAUUCAGUACAAUAUAGUUCUCAGUCUUUACACCUGUUUUUAGCACUUACCUUCAAACAAUUAUUUAUAAACAAAACAUGGAUUUUCAUUUUGGAGGUCUUUAAGUGUACUAGACCACCACCCAAUGUAAGGUUUAUGUCACAGCUGCCCUAAAUUACAGCAUUGGUAAUUACGAGAAUGAUUUUUAAAAAAAAUUUUUGUUAAUCCACCCUUGUGUACAAACUCUGUAAUCAUAAUGAUAUUUUUAAUGGUAAAAUAUAUUUAUGAUUGUUAGCAUGAAUUUUCAAAUUAUGAUUGUUUACUUGCAAUAAAUAAGAAGCAGAAUGUAACCUUAAUGCACAUGGUAAUAAUCUUUGCAUGACAAUGACAAUAUUUCAUUUUUCAUUUGGCACCGGUUAUUCAGCAGUAGAGAUAACGCUUAACGACUUUUGAAAUGGCACUUCUCAUCGUCAUCUCUUAUCUUGUCUCCUGAAAGUUUAGUUUGGUGUGACCUCACCUCAUUGCUUCUGUUGCUCAUGUUGUGUCCCCUGUCCGAU
Molecule: messenger RNA, 3415 nt
Organism: Phyllopteryx taeniolatus (common seadragon)
Lineage: Eukaryota; Metazoa; Chordata; Actinopteri; Syngnathiformes; Syngnathidae
Gene: pmt
Product: phosphoethanolamine methyltransferase
Exons: 12
Coding region: 130-1707 (525 amino acids)
Source: RefSeq, a predicted model, not a curated record